Dentiscutata erythropus is the source of this 2127-nucleotide messenger RNA. The record is from the annotation of a GenBank genome assembly. NCBI's taxonomy places the organism in Eukaryota, Fungi, Glomeromycota, Glomeromycetes, Diversisporales, Gigasporaceae.
AUGCCUCAAAUUCACGUCGAGUCCGAAGAGGUAACAAAUGAUGAAAAGGAAGACUCGGUUGCUCUUAAAACACUUAAGGCUUUAGCAAAAAUACCCACAUAUCUCUCUGCACGCUUUUUACCUACUUCGAGCUCCUCUUUACUUUCCAUUCACAUUACUCUUAGUCAACGUGACUUGGUCCGAAAACUUAAGCGAGCAGUUGCAAAACAGCUGGUUGUGUCCCUGCAAAAGGAUGGAAAUGGUAAAUCUAUAUUCUCUUCAUUUUUACCAAUCGAUUUGGGAGAUGUUGCUCUGCAAACUAUUUCCCCAUCUGGAAAUCAACUUUUGGUCUUAAGAGCCGUAUCGAAUGAAAAAGGAAAAAAGAGAUUUGUUGAAACUUGGAAACUAGGAGCACUAAUUAAUGUUUUAGAUGUUACCGAUGUUCAUGGAGAGUUUUAUACUGAUGACGAAAUUGGUGGCCUAUAUUGGUCAAAGGAUGAACAAAAAGCUGUCUAUGUUGCAGAACAAAAGGCAUUAGAAGAUUCGGAUGAGCGGAAAUUUGAUUACUCGCCAUCUUGGGGCGAGAGAUUCAAUAAUAAACGUGCCCCUUCAAUUGUUGUUUUCGAUAUCUCAACAAAUGAAGCAAAAGUUUUGCCAAAUUUUGAAAAAAUUGAUCCUGGACAGGUUCAAUUUGGACCUGAAGAUAAAUCGCUUAUUUUUACUGGAUAUAGUAAUGAACCACGACGUUAUGGUAUUGCGUCGUGUAUUAAUAGAUUAGCUGGAAUAUAUCAGUGUCAACUAGAUGGGUCUAAUCUAGAGCAUCUAAGUAAUAAUGUCGAACACGCUCGCUCACCGCGACUUAAUUUGUCAGGAAACUGCUUAGUUUAUUUGUCUAAUCCAACCGGUGGUCCACAUUUCUGGUGUUCAGAACUUUAUGAGUACAGCUUUUCAUCAAAGCAAAACCGCCUUAUCGUACCUAUUGUACACUCUCCUUCACCAUCUUUUCACAAUAACUUUCCUGGAAUAUAUAAUAAAGUUAUCCCUUCAAAUGCAUUUAUUACAAUUGAUGGCGUUGAGUUCAUUUUGAUGCGCAGUAAUUGGCGUAGUCAAGAAGUUUUAUUGGCAAUAAAUCUGUCUACCGGUAAGGUUCAACAAUUGACUACGACAGGGAGUUGGAACUUACUAUCAUCAUGGGACAAGUAUAUAUUAGCAUCGCAGGGUUCAACUUUUGAAUUUCAUAAAUUGCAACUCGGAGUUAUAACUGGUUGCCAUGAAGACAAUCUGGUCGUUGAUUGGACAGUGGUCGAUCAACCUGACGUGGAAGAAGUGGCACCCACUCUUUCCAAAUCCACAUGGUCCAUAUUGCGACCUUUCGAAAACAAUCCUUAUUUAGAAUUAAUAGUCUAUAAGCCCAAAGGUGUCCCUUCAGACAAGAAACCACCUCUUAUUGUUAUCCCACAUGGUGGACCACAUAGUGCUUAUACGACAAAUAUUAGUUUGACUAUAUCGACAUUGGUUUCCUUGGGCUAUUUUGUUGUAGGAGUUAAUUACACAGGGAGUGCUGGAUUUGGCCAGAAUUCCAUUGAUAAACUUAUUGGAAACAUAGGCAACUUAGAAAUCGAAGAGGUUCAGGCUGCAGCACAGUAUUUCGUCGAUCAACAUGAAGUUGAUCCUGAUAUGAUAACAGUGAUGGGUGGUAGUCAUGGUGGUUUCAUUUCUGGACACCUGAUUGGAAAAUACCCGGAUUUUUAUAAAUCUUGUAUCAUGUUAAAUCCAGUAUUAAAUAUCGGAGGAAUGGUAGCAGUAACUGACAUUCCAGAUUGGUGCUUUGCAGAACUAGGCCUACCAUACUCUCUAUCUAAGCCACCAAUUCUCAAACCGUCAGACUAUACCAAGAUGUAUGAAAAUUCACCAAUUUCAAAUAUAGAUAAAGUGAAAACGCCAACUUUAUUACUUCUUGGUGAAAAUGAUAAAAGAGUACCACACGUUGAUGGAUUGGCAUGGUGGUACUAUUUGAAAGGACAGGGCAAGGUAGAGAUACAUUGUAAGAUGUUUAAAGAGACUGGGCAUUCAUUGGAUAGCAUUGAAGCUGAAAUUCAAGGCUUUGAUGCUAUUACUAAAUUUUUAAAAGAUAAGAUUGGAUUGUGA